Sycon ciliatum is the source of this 3053-nucleotide messenger RNA. RefSeq names its product AP-1 complex subunit beta-1-like. The coding region runs from base 147 to 2771 and encodes 874 amino acids. The record is from RefSeq and is a predicted model, not a curated record. Gene Ontology annotation, biological process: intracellular protein transport; vesicle-mediated transport. The transcript has a single exon. Gene Ontology annotation, cellular component: clathrin adaptor complex; membrane coat. NCBI's taxonomy places the organism in Eukaryota, Metazoa, Porifera, Calcarea, Leucosolenida, Sycettidae.
GCAGCGCUGCAGAUUUGAGCCCAGGAAGACCCUAUCCUAAUUUUGAUACGUCUUCGAACCGCGUCCCCUUGGGGUAGGAGUAGGGCAAGGCAAUAAAGCUUGUGUGAAGUUGCUCUUGCUGUGUAAAACUCCCCAACACCGUCAUCAUGACGGACUCUAAGUACUUUUCGACCACCAAGAAGGGUGAGAUAGCUGAGUUGAAGGCCGAGCUACACGGUGACAAGCGGGACAAAAAGCGUGAAGCCGUGAAGAAGAUAAUUGCAAUGAUGACAGUUGGCAAAGAUGUUAGCUCCUUGUUUCCUGACGUUAUAAAUUGCAUGCAGACUCCUGACCUGGAAUUGAAGAAGUUAGUGUAUUUGUACCUGAUGAAUUACGCCAAGACCCAGCCGGAUAUGGCGAUUAUGGCUGUGAAUACGUUCGUAAGGGACUGUGAUGAUCCAAACCCACUUCUCCGAGCACUUGCAGUUCGGACUAUGGGUUGCAUUCGUGUUGACAAAAUCACGGAGUAUCUGUGUGACCCACUGCGCAAGUGUCUCAAGGACACCGAUCCCUACGUUCGUAAGACUGCAGCAGUCUGCGUUGCCAAGAUGUAUGACAUCAAUGCAGACCUGGUGGAAGAUCAAGGAUUUUUGGAGCUUCUCAAGGAGCUACUAUCUGAUUCAAAUCCCAUGGUAGUAGCCAAUGCUGCUGCAUCCCUAGCUGAGAUCUCAGAUAGUAGUGGAAGAGGCCUUGAAUCGUUUGCAAUGAAUGCAACACUUGUGAACAAGCUGUUAGCGGCACUGAAUGAGUGCACUGAGUGGGGUCAGACGUUCAUUCUGGACUCGCUGUCGCUUUAUCAGCCGGGCGAUGACCGUGAAGCGAAGAGCAUCAUCGAGCGCGUUGCUCCACGCUUGGCUCACGCCAACGCUGCAGUCGUCCUGUCGGCUGUCAAGGUCAUUAUCCGCCUGAUGGCCAUGCUGGAUGAGACAUCAGAGUUCUAUGACACCAUGCUGAAGAAGCUGUCACCGCCGCUGGUUACUCUGCUGGCCGGUAAUCCAGAAAUCCAGUACGUUGCACUGCGCAACAUCUCUCUCAUUCUGCAGAAGCACCCGGAGGUCCUGCGUGGCGACAUCAAGGUGUUCUUUGUCAAGUACAAUGACCCCAUCUACGUCAAGCUGGAGAAGCUGGCCGUGAUUGUGCGCUUGUGCAAUGACACAAAUACACGCGCUAUCCUAACCGAGCUCAAGGAGUAUGCAUCCGAAGUUGACAUCGAUUUUGUGCGCAAGGCAGUGCGUGCCAUCGGUCUGUGUGCUAUCAAGGUGUCCAGUGAGACGGAGCGUGCUGUCCAGACGCUGCUGGAGUUGAUUGAAACCAAAGUGAAUUAUGUGGUGCAGGAAGCAGUGGUUGUUAUCAAGGAUAUCUUCCGAAAGUUCCCCAACAAGUACGAGGGCAUUAUCGCCACACUUUGCGAGAACCUAGAUGUUCUUGAUGAGCCCGAAGCGCGUGGUGCCAUGGUGUGGAUCCUGGGAGAGUAUGCUGACCGCAUCGACAAUGCUGGAGAGCUGCUGACGAGUUUUGUCGACUCUUUCUCUGACGAGACUGUGCAAGUUCAGCUGCAGAUCCUGACGGCUGUUGUCAAGCUUUUCCUCAAGCAGCCAUCGAGUGGUCAGGAUCUUGUCCAAACUGUACUCAGCUUGGCCACGCAGGAUAGUGACAACCCGGACUUGCGUGAUCGUGGCUACAUCUACUGGCGUCUCCUGUCCACCGACCCAGCGGCAGCAAAGGAGGUUGUUCUUACCGAUCGGCCACGCAUCAACGAGGAGACCGACUUGCUCGACUCUGGCUUGUUGGAUGAGCUUAUCUCGAACAUUGCAACUCUUGCAUCGGUCUACCACAAGCCUCCAAGUACGUUUGGCUCAACUUCAAUGCCAGUCCAGCGUCUAUCUGAGCAGCGCGCCACACAGUCAAGUACCCGUGAUGAGGACGAAUCACCAGCCGACAUUCCUGUUGCUCAGCCAGUGGCAGAGCAGCCUGCUGCUCCUGCUCCUGCUCUUGCACAAGUUGAUCUUCUCAGUGGUGGUGUUCCUAACGGCGCACCCGCGCUGCAGUACGAAGGCUGGCUUGCGGAGCAGCAGGGCAAGGGUCUGCGUGUCGAAGGUACCUUCUCACGGCGGGCAGAACAGCUUUUCAUGGAGCUGAAGUUCACCAACUGCCUUAUGCAGCCGAUCAGUGGAUUUGCCAUUCAGUUCAACAAGAACAGUUUUGGCAUUGCACCAGCCGCAGCACUCAGUGUACCGAUGGUCAUGCCCAACUGCACUGAGACCGCCUCACUCGCUCUCACCACAGCCGGCCAAGUGCAACGCAUGGAUCCUCUCAACAUGCUGCAGGUUGCCGUCAAGACCAACGUUGACGUGGUGUACUUUGCUGCCAACGUUCCGUUCCACUUGCUGUGGAUGCCAGAUGGCGAGAUGGAGCGCAAGUCUUUCCUCACCACAUGGAAGGAGAUCCCAUCCACGAAUGAAGUUUCGUCAGUAAUUUCCAGUGCCAUGUCCGUCGAGACGGCCGAAGAGAAACUAAAGAGAUGGAACUUCUUCAUCAUCGCCAAGCGGAAUGUUGAGCUGCAGACGAUGAUCUACGCCUCUGCCAAGUACGUCAAUGGCAUCUUCAUACUGGCUGAGUUCAAGUUCUCCCCAUCCGCUGGCAACGUGGCGGUAGCGCUCAAAACGAGGGGCGUUGACAUUGUGCCAGGUACACAGCAGGCGCUCACACAAAUUCUUCAAGGUCAGGUUUAGGCUGUUGUGUGUGCUGUAUUCCACUUAGUUCUUGUGCAUCAUUUUAUUUUGGUUUUAUUCGACUGAUUUGCUUGCCCCAUAGUUGUGUUGCUGUCUGUAUUUGUCGUUCGUCUUGUCCUUUUUUUUAAUACAGUAUUUUGCUUGCACUUCUCUCUUGUACAGUUAAUUUUUAUUGAAUUGUAAGUAACAAAUUGUAUCUGCACUCAGAGUUCAAAUGAAACAUGUUCAGUGAAGCGCUUUACUGCUAUUAUAACUACAUGUGUAUACACUCCCCUCACUACA